Molecule: messenger RNA, 1518 nt
Organism: Python bivittatus (Burmese python)
Lineage: Eukaryota; Metazoa; Chordata; Lepidosauria; Squamata; Pythonidae
Source: RefSeq, a predicted model, not a curated record
AUGCUUUUUUCCCUCUGCCGGCUGCUAGGUUUACGCAUCCAGGAAUACCUUUAUUUCCAUGUUCUGAGUCCUGGAGAUAUCCGCUACAUCUUCACUGCCACCCCAGCCAAGGAUUUUGGGGGAGUGUUCAACAUGAGAUACGAACAGAUCUACCUUGUACCGUCUGAUCCGCCGGAUGCCUGCGGUGUGUUGAACAACGGGGCCUUCAUCGAAGGCCAGAUUGCUUUGGUGGAGCGCGGGGGCUGCUCCUUUUUAUCCAAGACCCGCACGGUCCAGGAACACGGGGGCCAGGCGGUAAUCAUUGCAGACAAUAGUUACGACAACGACAGUGCCUUCGUGGAGAUGAUUCAGGACGACACCCAACGGACAGCGGACAUCCCUGCUCUUUUCCUCCUGGGGAGAGACGGACACAUGAUCCGUCGGUCUCUGGAGCAGCACGGGCUCCCCUGGGCUGUGAUUUCCAUCCCGGUCAACGUCACCAGCAUUCCCUCUUAUGAACUCCUGCAGCCUCCCUGGAUGAUUUGGUAGCAGAAAGAGGAAGAGUCAGGAGGAAGCAGCGGAGCCCCGCGCUGGCCCGAGCUGGGCUGGAGGGACGUAGCUCACGUCCACAGGCCACCGUCUACCCCUGUCCCGCAGCUGCUGGUCUGCCUUGAGGGCCCGCAGGGUACUUUAUGGAAGACCUUCUGGGCUGAUGAAGGAGAACUGCCCGCACCAGGUCACCUUGAUGGGCUUUUUCUGCAGGCCUGGCGUCCGUUGGGAUGGGACUGGCCGAACCAGCAGCUCUUGAGACGCAAACAGGAAGCUCGGACAGCUGUUGAGGGCCGCUUGUUGGAGGUGGUGGUCAACCUAGCUGGCUUUUCUCAAAUCCAAGAGCGUCACAAGGCAGAGUGUUUGAGAAGGGAAACUUAGGCACGCCCCCACCUGCCAAGUUCGGGUCCUAAACAAAAAGGGGCAUUUAAGGACCCCCUAGUUUUAAAUUCAGAUGCCAGCCUGGCCAACCCAGUAUUGACCUGAUGGAUGUUCCGCUGAGGUUUGUUAAAUAGGCCACAGUUCAUUCAGCAACGAUUUGUGAGUCCCGGUGCCUGAGUUCACACAAGACAGAACAAACUAUGGUUUAAUGCAGUAAGCAAAGACAGGGAUUGGAUGGCAAGGAUGAAGUCCGGGAGGUUGCAUAGCUUCGACUGCCUUUUAUAGUUGCUACUUUACCCCAACCAGCGACAGCUUUAAGGAUCAGAAGCCCAGUCCAAUAAACAUUAAGGUUGCUCAGAAAGAUCAUGAAAUGGGAUCGAGUCAAGUCGUCUUCCUCUCCCAGCCCCCUACCAAAAGCUAGAAGCUUACCCUAAAGAGGGAGGAAAAGAAAGUUCUCAGAAAUCUCCUUGUACCUCAUUUGUGGUGUCUGCAUAAAUAUGAGCACUUCAGUUCAUGAAACCUGGUUUUCCCACAAGAAGUGUGGGAUUUAACCAGUGAACACUAGAAACAGCCUAGUGCAGUGUUUGUCAACCUUGGCGACUUUAAGAU